AUGUCGAUACACUUUGAAGAGCCGGGGUUAACCGGGAGUUACGACUUUGUAGGCUCAUUUCCCAAAAGUCUUGGAUACGGGCUGGAGGAAGCAGACAUGGAGGAGAGCCCCGUGUCAGCUGACCAGCCGAGGAUCCUGCUGAUGGGACGGAGGCGCAGCGGGAAGUCGUCCAUUCAGAAGGUGGUUUUCCACAAAAUGUCACCGAAUGAGACUGUGUUUCUGGAGAGCACCAACAAAAUUUGCAAGGAUGACAUCUCCAGCAGCUCCUUCAUCAACUUCCAAAUCUGGGACUUUCCGGGGCAAGUGGAUUUCUGUGACCCGACGUUUGACAGUGACAUAAUCUUCAAUGGAACAGGCGCAUUGAUCUUUGUUAUUGACGCUCAGGAUGAUUACAUGGAGGCUCUUGAAAAGCUCCAAGUGACGGUGUCAAGAGCCUACAAAGUCAAACCUGACAUCAACUUUGAGGUGUUCAUCCAUAAAGUAGACGGCAUUUCCGACGAUCACAAAAUCGAAACACAAAGAGACAUUCAUGAGCGGGCCAAUGAUAACCUCGCAGAUGCCAGUCUCCAGAAAGUUCACUUCAGCUUCUACUUGACCAGCAUCUACGACCACUCCAUUUUCGAGGCCUUCAGCAAAGUAGUCCAGAAGCUCAUCCCUCAAUUGCCAACUUUGGAGAACCUCCUAAAUAUUUUCAUAUCUCAUUCCGGGAUCGAGAAGGCCUUCCUGUUUGAUGUCGUCAGCAAGAUUUACAUCGCCACAGACAGCUCUGCCGUGGACAUGCAGUGUUAUGAGCUCUGCUGCGACAUGAUCGAUGUUGUCAUUGACGUCUCGUGCAUUUACGGGCUGCAGGACGAUGGCAGCGGCUGUGCCUUCGACAAGGAGUCUUUGGCCAUCAUCAAGCUGAACAACACCACCGUGCUUUAUUUGAAACAGGUCACAAAGUUCCUCGCGCUCGUUUGUAUCCUCAGAGAGGAGCGUUUUGAGAGGAAAGGUCUCAUCGAGUACAAUUUUCACUGUUUCCGAAACGCCAUCCACGAGGUGUUUGAAGUUGCUGCAGCCCACCAAAGUGCCGACUUGAAAGAAUCAGACUCGUCCAGCGGCAGCCCGAAAUUUGCUACGCUAAAUGGGAACAGCCUCAAAGCGCAAUAGCAAAAUGCUAUGACCUCCCCGUUUUUGUUGCCUUGUUUAGUGCCACUGUGGGGAAGGCAGGUUUGUUAACAUUCCAGGUUAUGCAUCCAUGGCAUAUGGUCUCCCAUGUCAUGUAGAUAAGUAUAUUUAUCGCUUUGAAGAUGCUGUCAGCUUUGUGUACCUACUCAGCCGGUUUGUUGUGCAGCGCGACAUAUUUGGAGGGACUUCCCAUUGCGCUCGGCUUUGUUUGUUCUUGUCGCUCUUUGAAAUAGUUAACCUGAAGGGGGUUCACACACUCUGCGCUUCCCUGUACGCUAUGUCCUAGUACAGGGGCUUUACAUUUUUCGAAGGCCAUAUAGGAAAUUCCAAAGGCCAUGAUUUUUUUUUUACUGUACAUAGCUUCUUUUAAUAAAGACAUUACUAUUUUGUUGAUUGAA
Hippocampus zosterae (dwarf seahorse) is the source of this 1565-nucleotide messenger RNA. Its product is annotated as ras-related GTP-binding protein C-like. NCBI's taxonomy places the organism in Eukaryota, Metazoa, Chordata, Actinopteri, Syngnathiformes, Syngnathidae. Gene Ontology annotation, cellular component: nucleus; lysosome; Gtr1-Gtr2 GTPase complex. Gene Ontology annotation, biological process: cellular response to amino acid stimulus; positive regulation of TOR signaling; cellular response to starvation. Gene Ontology annotation, molecular function: GTP binding; GTPase activity. The record is from RefSeq and is a predicted model, not a curated record.